This is a messenger RNA of Papaver somniferum (opium poppy), 1152 nucleotides long. RefSeq names its product homeobox protein B-H2-like. The record is from RefSeq and is a predicted model, not a curated record. Lineage: Eukaryota; Viridiplantae; Streptophyta; Magnoliopsida; Ranunculales; Papaveraceae. Bases 91 to 714 code for a protein of 207 amino acids. The transcript has a single exon.
CACCACCUCUCUGCAACUCAAACCCAAAGUUAGGGGAAAAAAAAAGAGACAGAGAAAGAAGGAAUUUUGUUUUGAUCAAGGUCUCCAUUAAUGGCAUUAACAAAACAACAACAAGAAAAAAAACAAGGAGAUGUAAGAAUUUAUUUGGUGUCAUGUGUACUAUUUUUUUGUAUAGUAGCUGGAGGUUUCUUUCUUGCGUUGUAUAUACAUCUUCCUGAAUCUGAAUCUUCUGCAUGGUAUCCUGCUGCUGGGAUGAUUUUAGUUGGUAUCCCUUGGAUUUUUUGGCUUCUUACCUUAAUUUAUGCUUGUUUAAAGAAACUUGUAUUAGGAUCCAUAAAUUCCGACAAAAAUAACAACAAUAAUAACAAUAACAAGGUUGCACCAGUAGUUUCAAAUGGUAAUGGGGGAAGAAAAAGUGGUGCAUCAACAUCUACGAGAUCAUCGACGGAGUCUAAUCUCGGGGCCGAUAAUGGUGGUGCUGGACAUGUUCGAUUUGGUGGUGCAACUGUAGUUGGUGACGAAGAGGACGAUAAUCAUGACGAUGGGGUUGAAUCGCUUGAUGAUGACGAUCGGGAUUCAGAUUUAGAUCACGAAGGUGAUGGUGGAUUAUCGUCACGUAUUGGCCCAACAAGGUCCUCGUCUAGUAAUGGUGAAGGAUCUUCUUUAUCUGUUGGUUCUCAUGAAUCUGAAUUGCCAUUAGCAUUCUCUAUGUGAUUAUAUAUAUAUAAUAAAUUAAUUAGAUCAUUAAUUCUCAUUUUGAAACAACAAAAAUGAUUAGUAGAUAUACUGUCGCAGGGAUAUGUUCAUCAUGAUUACGAAAUUCAAAGUAGCAUCACUUCAUCAUCAUCUAGCAGUCUAUGAUUUUGGGAAACAAUUGUUGUCAUAUAAAUAGAUAGGGACACAUUGAUAGAAGGUCCUUUAGACUGAGAGACAUGCAUAUGCAUGCGAGAAAUCAGAGUGAGGAAAGAGGCGAAUAUAGUUUCCAUGUGUAUUUUUAGGAUGAUUUUCCAAGUGUUUUCAAAUUUAAAAGUUGGUUCAUCUUCUUCCUCGUGUAAAGGCCUUAUAGUUGUUAAUUGAUGUUGCACUUAAAUUUCAUGAGUUUUGUAGCCCAAAUUAUUUUAAGAAACUUAAUAUUAUUCUCAAUUCAUAUCA